AUGCCCGCUGCAACGAUCCUCGACCUUCUCAACUGGCUCCCGUUUCUCUUCAGCGCGCUUUUGUGCACACUCCCAUUUUGUAUCCCGCAGCACCCCGAGUACGUCGAACCCGAGUACGUCGAGCCUCACGAUGAAGGGCCCUGCUGUUGCCGUUGCCUGCUGGACGCCCGCAAGCUGCGGCGGGUGCUUGCCGUCUACAACAUGCGCCCUGUCAGGCGCUCUGGCGGGCUCGAGCCCGAGGUCGCCCGGAAGAUUGCGAGGAUCAUUUACACGCCGGGCUGCAUGCUGAUGCAGGAGGAGAUGCUCGAGAGCUAUAUCGAGAGCUAUAUCGUCGAGCUGAGGAAGUAUAAGUUCAUCCGUGUCAUGCCUGAGGGAGACCACAUCGUGGCACGAUAUACCAGGCAUAAGCCGAAGCUGCCCAAGUAG
Tricharina praecox is the source of this 426-nucleotide messenger RNA. RefSeq lists its product as uncharacterized. NCBI's taxonomy places the organism in Eukaryota, Fungi, Ascomycota, Pezizomycetes, Pezizales, Pyronemataceae. The transcript has 2 exons. The coding region runs from base 1 to 426 and encodes 141 amino acids. The record is from RefSeq and is a predicted model, not a curated record.